AUGACAACAGGAAACAAAUCAAAUUUAUGUUCAAUCUGCAAUAAAUUACCAGGAAUUCGUUUUUGCAUUGGAUGUAAUACAUACUUUUGUCCAAAGGAUUUCCGAGAACAUGAAAGACAAUUAGUAAUUAAAUUCGAUAACGAAAUAAUUAGAUCUCACGAUGAACUUCUUGAUCAAUUAUACAAGUUAGAAAAAUCAAAUUAUUUGUCACUAGAUCUUUUCGAUCAAAUUGAACAAUGGAAGAAAACAACAAUUAAUAAAGUUGAAAGAGCGGCAGAAAAGGCACAGCAUGACCUUGCUGAGCUAAUACAUAAAAAACAAGCAAAAGUAACAAAACAACUUCAAUCACUUACAAAAGAAAUUCGUUCACGUCGAGAAGAAGAAAUUUUUCUUGAAAAUGAUAUUGAUCAACUUAAACAAGAAAUCGAUAAAAUUAGACAAAAACUUGAAAAAUUCAUUCAAAAAGAUCACAAUCAAAGCAUUAUUAUUGAAAAUAAUCAAAUUGAUUGGAAUCAAUUUCUCUACAUUCGAGAAAUCGAAGAUGAACGCAAUAUUGAAGAAAAACAACAAAGUCCAGAAAAACAAAUUAACUGUGAGUAUUUUCAAAAUAAUCUCUGA
Rotaria sp. Silwood1 is the source of this 618-nucleotide messenger RNA. The record is from the annotation of a GenBank genome assembly. NCBI's taxonomy places the organism in Eukaryota, Metazoa, Rotifera, Eurotatoria, Philodinida, Philodinidae.